AUCCUGGCUAGGCACAAAUCUAAAUUCUGAGCCCGGAUUCUCGGGGGAGGACGAAGGAGGAGUGGAGUGCUGCUGCCUGUACAUACACAUACCAGGUACACUAGGAAGGGCAUAAUCCAUCCUUGUACCCCAGGUCUCAGGCUAGGCCCUGGCAUCACUGCCAGCUCAUCUUUCCUAAGAAUCUGAGGGUAGAAUGGGGUCCCUGUCACUCUGCCCCACUGCAUUACUCAGCAGCUGCAGCCUGGCCUCCAAAGUCUGUCUCCUUAAUGUGGAAUGCAAGGCAUGGUCUACUGGAUUGACUGAACCUGGCUCACCUGCUUUUUGGAAAUGCCUGCAUGCCCUAGCCAUUAUGAGCAGGGCAGCACAACAGAACAGAGCUUUGCCUUUUUUAACCUGAACUCUGCAUCUCUCUGUUCCAGGGACUUUGAAUAUGUCGGGGAUCGCCCUCAGCAGACUCGCCCAGGAGAGAAAAGCUUGGAGGAAAGACCACCCAUUUGGAUUUGUGGCUGUCCCUACCAAGAACCCCGACGGCACAAUGAACCUGAUGAACUGGGAGUGCGCCAUCCCAGGGAAGAAGGGGACUCCGUGGGAAGGAGGCUUGUUCAAGCUGCGGAUGCUUUUCAAAGAUGAUUAUCCAUCCUCACCACCAAAAUGUAAAUUUGAGCCGCCACUCUUCCACCCAAAUGUGUACCCCUCGGGCACAGUGUGCCUGUCCAUCCUGGAGGAAGACAAAGACUGGAGGCCAGCCAUCACGAUCAAACAGAUCUUAUUAGGAAUACAAGAACUUCUAAAUGAACCAAAUAUCCAAGACCCCGCGCAAGCAGAGGCUUACACGAUCUACUGCCAAAACAGAGUGGAAUAUGAGAAAAGGGUUCGAGCACAAGCCAAGAAGUUUGCACCCUCGUAAGCAGCGGCCCUGUGGCUCUGCAGAAAGGAAGGGAUUGGUUUGGCAAGAACUCGUUUACACCUUUUGCAAAUCUAGAGUCGCUCGUAUGGUCACUAGUCACCUGGGAGGGCUGGGCGGGCGCCAUCUCCAUUCCCGCCACUGGCAUACAGUUUUCAUCGCUGAAUCACCCCGUUUUCAUACAGGGUCUCUUCCUUCAGUCUUUUGUAUUUUUGAUUGUUAUGUAAAACUUGCUUUUAUUUUAAUAUUGAUGUCAGUAUUUCAACUGCUGUAAAAUUAUAAACUUUUAUACUUGGGUGAGUCCCCUAGGAGCUAGUCCUCUGCUCUCGGAGGCAGGCAUGAUUCCCACCACUCAGAGCUGCCUGUAUCCUCUAGCUGGCUGUACGAAAACAAAAUCACUUGCCCCUCCCGCCCCUCAUUCAGUCUCCUCAGAACCUGGGCUGUGUUGCUUAUGAGCCUCAGAUCCAAAGUCAGCUAGUGUCUCGAUUCUGCAUCACUUCCUUUGUGUUUAUAUGGCGUUUUGUCUGUGUUGCUGUUUAGAGUAAAUAAACUGUUUAUAUAAAG
Molecule: messenger RNA, 1468 nt
Organism: Fukomys damarensis (Damara mole-rat)
Lineage: Eukaryota; Metazoa; Chordata; Mammalia; Rodentia; Bathyergidae
Gene: Ube2i
Product: ubiquitin conjugating enzyme E2 I
Exons: 6
Coding region: 431-907 (158 amino acids)
Biological process (GO): protein sumoylation
Cellular component (GO): nucleus
Molecular function (GO): SUMO conjugating enzyme activity
Source: RefSeq, a predicted model, not a curated record